Daucus carota subsp. sativus is the source of this 1476-nucleotide messenger RNA. RefSeq lists its product as uncharacterized. The record is from RefSeq and is a predicted model, not a curated record. The transcript has 3 exons. NCBI's taxonomy places the organism in Eukaryota, Viridiplantae, Streptophyta, Magnoliopsida, Apiales, Apiaceae. Bases 2 to 1465 code for a protein of 487 amino acids.
UAUGAAGAAACAUCAGGCAGUGCUGAAAUCCAAUUGCAGCCCUCAAGGACUAGUCAAAGUAAUGGAAAUGAUACAAGAAAAUGUAAAGUUGAUGCAAGCAGUAGAGGAGAUGGGAUUUGGAUGCCUUCAACAUCUUCAGGCCGUUAAAAUGGAAUUUAAACUUAUUAAACCACUUUUAGAUAACUUUGAUGUCAACUCAUGCUCCGUAUUUGGGGCUGAUAUCAAGGCCGGAGAUAUUGGUAGGGUUUUAGGAAUCCCGGCAGAGGGGAUUCCAAUUCCUGUAUCUAUCUCGGAUGAGGAAGAAGAAAGACUCAAGGCUAAAUUUGGUGGGAAAAAACUCAUGGAUUUAAUAUCAGAUUUAGAGAAUUUUAAACAAGCUGAUCUCGACUUUAAGGAAACCUUUUUGCUUAUUGCAUUAGGUAAUUUCUUUUGCCCAUCAACCAAAAUCAUUCCCAGUGGAAAGUCGUAUAAAGCCCUCUCUGUUGUACAAUCUGCCAAACAAUACAAUUGGGGAAAAUAUAUCCUUGAAUGGCUCCUCGAUUCCAUCAAGGAUUACCAAAUAAGGACGAAGGGCAGAGAUAGACGGAAUGCAGGGGUUGGAGGCUGCGUUUACUUUUUGAAGAUUUUCUUUCUCCAGCAAAAAUAUCCAGAAUGCAUUGAUAAAGGUAAACCAGUCAUGUCAGCAUGGACCAAAAAGAAGUUGAACCAAGCAUGGAAACAGUGCAAGAAAAAGUUGACAUCAGGGUUUGUGUCUGGACAACCAUCAGAGUUCGUGUCUGGACAACAACGCUGCUCCACAUGUAAUUCUGUAAUCUAUGAAGAAAGAUUGGCAAGGCUGGAGCAUGCCGUUUUCUCUAAGAAGCAAUGCCAUGAUGAUGAAAACAUCUUUGAUAUAUAUGGACAUGGAGAGGAAGACAAGGCAGAUGAGAUGGAUGGACAUGGAGAGGAAGACAAGUUAGAUGAAAAUUUACCCUUAAUGGAAGUGCUUUCCACUUUAAAAUCUAAGCGUAAGAGGACUAAGAAGUCACCACAGCCAAAACCAUCUCCCUCCCUGAAAAGAAAAAAUAAAUUUGGUACAACAUAUGCUAGGCGUAAGAAGACCUCCACCAUCUCCUCCUCAACAGGAGCUCCUCCAACAAUUGUUUCAGAUGUCAUUUCCGAGAAGACCUCUCCUUGUCAGAUCACGGGCCCGGAUAGAGCCAUUGUUACUAGAAGAAAACUUCUAGUACUUGACAUAAAUGGAGUUCUUGCUUGUGUUUUACACGGAAUGCCACAUAAUGGAUUUCAAAACUACAUACCAAUAUAUAUUCCAUCUGAUUCUGAAACUCAAACGGAAGCUUGCAUGAAAUCAGUUAUCAAGAGGCCACAAUGUGAAGAGUUUUUGAAGUUUUGCUUGGAGAGGUUUGAUGUAGGCAUAUGGUCAGCAAAGAUGGAGUAUGUGCUUUUCUUUCUCAUGUUGAAAUAAAUUUCUAUUCA